This is a messenger RNA of Octodon degus (degu), 1689 nucleotides long. RefSeq names its product T-box 6 (gene Tbx6). The transcript has 9 exons. Gene Ontology annotation, cellular component: nucleus. NCBI's taxonomy places the organism in Eukaryota, Metazoa, Chordata, Mammalia, Rodentia, Octodontidae. The record is from RefSeq and is a predicted model, not a curated record. Gene Ontology annotation, biological process: vasculogenesis; heart looping; regulation of transcription by RNA polymerase II. The coding region runs from base 16 to 1422 and encodes 468 amino acids. Gene Ontology annotation, molecular function: DNA-binding transcription factor activity, RNA polymerase II-specific; RNA polymerase II cis-regulatory region sequence-specific DNA binding.
GCGGGAGACAAGAGGAUGGUUGUGUGGGGCGCGCCCAUUAACUUUUGGGACUUGGUAGAAGCACUUGGGGACUCCAGGCAGCGUGACCUGAGAGGCCAGCAGGACUACAACAUGUACCAUCCUCGAGAGUUGUACCCAUCCCUGGGGACCGGCUACCGUCUGGGCCCCCCCCAGUCUGGGGCCGACUCCAGCUUCCCUACUGCCCUGGCAGAGGGCUACCGCUAUCCGGAUUUAGACACCCCCAAACUGGAUUGCUACCUCUCUGGGAUUGAAACUGCACCACGUACCCUGGCUGCACCCCCACCUCUGCCCCUUCUGCCCCCCACUCUGGGCACUGAGCCAGCCCUGCCAGCCCCAGAGGCCCUUCACUCGCUCCCUGGGGUCAGCUUGAGCCUGGAGAACCAGGAGUUGUGGAAGGAGUUCAGCGCUGUGGGGACAGAGAUGAUCAUCACCAAAGCUGGCAGACGCAUGUUCCCUGCUUGCCGGGUGUCAGUUACUGGCCUGGACCCCGAGGCCCGUUACCUGUUUCUUCUGGAUGUUGUGCCAGUGGAUGGGGCUCGCUAUCGCUGGCAGGGGCGGCGCUGGGAACCCAGUGGCAAGGCAGAGCCCAGGCUACCGGACCGCGUCUACAUUCACCCCGACUCUCCUGCCACCGGUGCCCACUGGAUGCGGCAGCCUGUGUCCUUCCAUCGUGUCAAGCUCACCAACAGCACCCUGGACCCCCAUGGCCAUCUGAUCUUGCACUCCAUGCAUAAGUACCAGCCCCGCAUACACCUGGUGCGGGCUGCCCAACUCUGCAGCCAGCACUGGGGGGGCGUGGCCUCCUUCCGCUUCCCUGAGACCACUUUCAUCUCGGUGACAGCCUACCAGAACCCACGGAUCACACAGCUGAAGAUCGCAGCCAAUCCCUUUGCUAAAGGCUUCCGGGAGAAUGGCAGAAACUGUAAGAGGGAGCGAGAUGCCCGCGUGAAGAGGAAACUUCGGAGCUCAGACCCAGUGGCCACAGAGGCCUACGGGAGCGGAGAUACCCCAGGGGGUCCCUGUGACUCCACCCUGGGAGGAGACAUUCGUGAGUCAGAUCCAGAGCAGGCUCCUGCGCCCGGGGAAGCCGCCCCUGCCGCAGCUCCUCCGUGCAGUGGCCCCAGUGCUGAGGCCUACCUCCUGCACCCUGCAGCCUUCCAUGGGGCCACAGGUCACCUACCAACCAGGAACCCCAGCUUCCCAGAAGCUCCAGAGUCUGGGCGCCCAGCCCCCUACUCAGCUGCAUUCUUGGAGCUCCAGCCUGGAGCAGGGAGCUCAGGCUACCCAGCAGCUCCACCUGCUGCACCCUUCGCCCCACACUUCCUGCAGGGGAGCCCCUUCCCCCUACCAUAUCCAGGACCUGGGGGCUACCUGGAUAUGGGCUCCAAGCCUAUGUACUGAGCUGUCAGAGCCACUGUCCCUCCACUUUCCAUCACCAGCCUGCUGUUCCCUUCCCCCAGCCCUGUGGCCCCUCAUUCCAUGGCCCCAUCCCCCACACCAAAUGGCUGCCCCCCCCUUCACACCUUGAUUUCACUCCCACCCUCCUCUGGCUUCAAAGCUCGGGCAAGGCUGCUGGGAGUCCAGCUGGGGCCAGCUUCCCCUUCCCAGCUCUCACCUCGGUGUGAAUGGAAGGAGGCUCUGCCUGGCCAAAUGGGCCACAGCCCAGCA